This is a messenger RNA of Hyla sarda, 1340 nucleotides long. RefSeq names its product BCL2 like 10 (gene BCL2L10). The record is from RefSeq and is a predicted model, not a curated record. The transcript is spliced from 2 exons. Gene Ontology annotation, molecular function: protein heterodimerization activity; protein homodimerization activity. Gene Ontology annotation, cellular component: mitochondrial outer membrane. Bases 172 to 690 code for a protein of 172 amino acids. Lineage: Eukaryota; Metazoa; Chordata; Amphibia; Anura; Hylidae. Gene Ontology annotation, biological process: regulation of apoptotic process; extrinsic apoptotic signaling pathway in absence of ligand; intrinsic apoptotic signaling pathway in response to DNA damage.
GUGACUUGAUUUUAUUCAAUCAUAGCAGACAGGACCAUCCCGGAGCGUGUGAACUGCGCCUAGAGGCCAUCCGGGAAAGGGCCAUUGUUAUAGCGCACGAGCACCGGCAGGGGGCGUGGUCUGGAGCUCUUAUAUGGAGUGAUCCCCGUUGUUGGCUCUUAUCCUGAGAAUAUGUCUGAGCAGCUAGAGAAGGAGACUGGCGUCCUGCUGGAGGACUACUUCCAGCGCUGCCUGGGCCAGGUGCCCCCCCAGCCCACGCACCCCGCUGCCGAAGCCCUAUGGCGGGUGGCGCAGGAGGUUCAGCUCGGGAACAGCGCCUUAUUCCGGUCGUGCGAGGAAUUGGACGUGGAGCCCUGCACUAUCCUGGAGCGUGUGGCCCCUGAGGUGGCCCUGGAUGGGGGACUGAACUGGGGGCGGGUGGUCGUGCUCAUCGCGUUCGCUGGGACCCUGGUACAGAGGCACAAAAGACGCAAAGCGGGGACCCCCCGGGAGCUGGCGGGGGUGCUGAGCCGAUUCCUGGGCAGAGAGCAUGGUGACUGGCUGCAGAGGAGCGGAGGCUGGGAGGGUUUUCAAAACUUCAGCAACAAAGGCAACCAAAGAGGACAAGAGAACAGUCAUUUUUCCAGUGCCCUGAUGGCCGCGGCCGGAGUUGGACUUGCUGGAUUAGUUUUUCUUCUGGCAGUAAGAUGAACUUUGGAAUCAGGAAAUAGACUUCUUUUUGGCCCAUGAGAUCAUCUGAAGCUUUGGCUCCGCCAUUGAUACCAAAGACCUAAUAUAAAGGACAGCAGCUGGCGCUUUGUCUUUACUAUUGUUGCAUUGUAAAUGCACAGAUACGUGACCACCAAGUAACUACAUAGCACUUUUUGCCAUUAAAAGGAUUGGAAUUCCUUUGUAGACCUACAGAACGGAGUUGUUAUUAAAGUUGUAGUGAUUGGUAACGGAAGAAAACCCUACAGAAGGGUGAAAAUCAAUUAUGUAAUUUCAUUACGAAGUAAACUGUUCUGGAAUUCGCAGAUCGAGCACUUUUGCGUAGAUUUUACAAGUAAAUUCUAUUUAUUUAGGGGGAUAUGUUAUUUUAAAAUCUUUCAGUAUUUAGGUACGCUGUUACAAUAAAGUACAGACCAUUGUAAAUCCUACAUUGUAGUUUACAUCACCUUCAGUGUUGGAUUCUUGGAUGCUUCCCCAGUGUCCAUAUAAGCUGGGACUACAAAUAACAUCCAGCAUGUGUGUCAAGGUCAUAGGCCUCAUGAUGUAGUCAGUAGAGAUGAGCGAACUUACAGUAAAUUCGAUUCGUCACGAACUUCUCGGCUUGGCAGUUGAUGACUUUUCCUGCUUAAAUU